AUGAGUGAUGGCACGUGGAUCUCGCUGAGCCCCGCUGAGUUUGCCCAGCUCCAGCAGUACACAGACUACUCCAGCAAGAAGCUGAAGGAUGUUCUGGAGGAGUUCCACGGGGAUGGGGUCCUCUCGAGGUACAACCCCGAACAGCCCAUCGACUACGAGGGCUUCUGCCUCUUCAUGAAGACCUACCUGGAGGCUGACGUGCCUGAGGAGCUCUGCCAGCACCUCUUCACUUCCUUCAAGCGCAAGAUCUGCCCAGCCUCCCCCGAGAGCCAGCAGCAGAGCCCUGGAGUGUCCCAGCACAGCAGCCUGGAGCCCAGGUCACUGUGUCAGCAUCUCUGUCAGGCUGGGGUGGCCUGUGCCUGUGUCACAGGGAUCAAUGGGAAAAGCCUCCGCAGUGCUCUGGGACGACACACUCCAGAGCCCAAGGGCAGCUCAGCUGAGCCCCAGCCAGCAUCCCUCACCCUGGCAUCCAUCCCCAAUGCCUCCCCCAGCUGGUCCAGAUCAUCCUCCCAGAAAUCCACCACUGGCACCACCUCUGCUCACAACUCCUCAGGCUCUUCCAAGAUCUCCUCCGUGUCUCUGCUCAACCCUCAGUCACCAGGCACGAGGAGCGUGGAGAAGAGGUUGCCCUUCAGCCUGAGGAAAGGCUCCAGCUCCCUGAAGGCCACCCCUCCUCCUCCUCCCACCCCCGUGGCCCAGGUGGUGCACCUGAAGGACAUUGUCUGCUACCUGUCCCUGCUGGAGAGGGGACGAGCAGAGGACAAGCUGGAGUUUAUGUUUCGCCUCUAUGACACCGAUGGAAAUGGGCUCCUGGACAGCUCGGAGCUGGAUCGUAUCAUCAACCAGAUGGUGCACGUGGCUGAGUACCUGGAGUGGGACUCCACCGAGCUGAAGCCUAUCCUGAAGGCCAUGAUGGAGGAGAUAGACUACAACCACGAUGGCACUGUGACGCUGGAGGAGUGGAUCCGGGGCGGCAUGACCACCAUCCCCUUGCUGGUCCUGCUGGGCAUGGAGACAAAUGUGAAGGACGAUGGGCAGCAUGCCUGGAGGCUGAAGCACUUCAAGAAACCUGCCUACUGCAACUUCUGCCGCACCAUGCUGCUGGGGGUGCGCAAGCAGGGCCUCUGCUGCUCCUUCUGCAAGUACACAGUCCACGAGAGGUGUGUGUCCAAAGACAUUGCUUCCUGCAUCAGCACCUAUGUUAAAUCCAAGAAAAACACAAGUGUGAUGCAGCACACCUGGAUCGAGGGCAACUCACCUGCCAAGUGUGACAGAUGUCACAAGAGCAUCAAGUGCUACCAGGGCAUCACGGGCCUGCACUGUGUCUGGUGCCAGAUCACGCUCCACAACAAGUGUGCCUCCCAUGUGAAGCCAGAGUGUGAUGGGGGCCCGCUGCGGGACCACAUCUUGCUCCCAUCCUACAUCUGCCCAGUCGUCCUGGACAGGCAGUCCCACUGCCGGCGCUCCGAGAGCGACUCCCCUGCCAGCACCAGCCCCGAGGACAGCCAGGCCUUCAAGUUCAACUCCACCACGGUGGAUGGGCAAGGGCUGCAGAUCAGCCCUCAGCCCGGGACACACCCGCUGCUCGUGUUUGUGAACCCCAAGAGUGGAGGAAGGCAAGGGGAGCGGGUGCUCCGGAAGUUUCACUACCUGCUCAACCCACGCCAAGUGUACAACCUGGACCGUGGCGGGCCCACGCCAGGGCUGAACUUCUUUCGGGACACCCCGGAUUUCCGUGUGCUGGCCUGUGGAGGGGAUGGCACUGUGGGAUGGAUCCUGGACUGCAUAGAUAAGGCCAACCUGGUGAAGCACCCGCCGGUGGCCGUGCUGCCCCUGGGGACGGGCAAUGACCUCGCUCGGUGCCUGCGCUGGGGAGGAGGCUAUGAAGGAGGCAACCUGAUGAAGGUGCUGAAGGACAUAGAGCACAGCACAGAGGUGAUGCUGGACCGCUGGCACAUCGACAUCAUUCCCACUGACAGGGAGGCCAACGGGGAUCCUGUCCCAUCCACCAUCAUCAACAACUACUUCUCCAUUGGGGUGGACGCCUCCAUCGCCCACCGCUUCCACAUCAUGAGAGAAAAGCACCCCGAGAAAUUCAACAGCAGGAUGAAGAACAAGCUGUGGUACUUCGAAUUCGGGACCUCAGAGACCUUUGCAGCCACCUGCAAGAAGCUCCAUGACCAUGUUGAGGUUGAGUGUGAUGGGACCCUGCUGGACCUGAGCACCACAUCCCUGGAGGGCAUUGCUGUGCUCAACAUCCCCAGCAUGUACGGGGGCUCCAACCUCUGGGGAGAGACCAAGAAGCAGCGUGGCUACAACAGGCUGGGCAAGAAGGUGCCAGACAAGGUGCCAGGCACGGUGGUCACUGAUGCCAAGGAGCUCAAGUUCUGCGUGCAGGAUCUCAGCGAUCAUCUCCUGGAGGUGGUGGGGCUGGAAGGCGCCAUGGAAAUGGGGCAGAUCUACACGGGGCUGAAGAGCGCGGGGAAGAGGCUGGCCCAGUGCUCCUCCGUCAUCAUCAGGACGUCCAAGCUGCUGCCCAUGCAGGUGGAUGGGGAGCCCUGGAUGCAGCCCUCCUGCACCGUGAAAAUUACCCACAAAAGCCAGGUGCCCAUGCUGCUGGGGCCCCCACAGAAGAGCAGCUUCUUCUUCCUGAAGAGGAGGAACCGAACUCGGGAUUAAAGCAUCACCCAAGGACCCACAGCCUGGAGCAUCCCAGCCACCUGGGGAUUAUUUAUCCUGGGAAGGUCUUGUAGGCUCCUUCCUGAUCACCAGAAGCAUCCUCUCAAGCUGGGAUGGAAGAAGGGGGAGAAGGCAGGCUGGAGCAGUGAGCACAUUUGCUAGAGCAGCACUAGGACUGGGAUUUUAUUUUUUUUUUCCCCUUUAUUUAAAUUCCCUCCAGCCAAGCUGCCAGUGAAUGUGCUCCUGAGGCAGCACUGAGCUCCAUUUAUUUAUUUAUCCUCCUCCUGAAGACCACUUGAUGUCUCACUGCAGUGGCUUUGUCCCCCAGUCCUUGCAAUGGGAGGAAUUAUUUAUUUUUUGAGCCCAGAGGAGCCAUCUCAGGCACUCACCUCUGUGCUGUGGGGUUUGAGAGAGAUGCAAGAGCCAUUGCUGCCAGCCCAGUGAGCCACAGGCUGGGGACAGACAGUGCACAGGGACAAGCCUGGGGUGGAUGGCAGGAGAUUGUGUUUUUACAGGGAAAUGGCAAAAAAAGGGAUUUUGGGGGGAAGCAGCCCCAGCUCUGGGCUUUGUGUUCAUAUUUAUGUAUUUAUUUAGCAAACUUUGGACAAAAAAGGGACUCUAGGGGUCACCUUUAUAGGAGCCCAGACACAGACACCA
Messenger RNA from Agelaius phoeniceus (red-winged blackbird), 3336 nucleotides. The record is from RefSeq and is a predicted model, not a curated record. NCBI's taxonomy places the organism in Eukaryota, Metazoa, Chordata, Aves, Passeriformes, Icteridae.